CCUCCAGUUGACUGUUCUUCAUACAGCCUCCAGUUGACUGUUCUUCCCACAUACAGCCUCCAGUUGACUGUUCUUCCCACAUACAGCCUCCUGUUGACUGUUCUUCCCACAUACAGCCUCCUGUUGACUGUUCUUCAUACAGCCUCCAGUUGACUGUUCUUCAUACAGCCUCCAGUUGACUGUUCUUCCCACAUACAGCCUCCUGUUGACUGUUCUUCCCACAUACAGCCUCCGGCUGACUGUUCUUCCCACAUACAGCCUCCAGUUGACUGUUCUUCAUACAGCCUCCAGUUGACUGUUCUUCCCACAUACAGCCUCCUGUUGACUGUUCUUCAUACAGCCUCCAGUUGACUGUUCUUCAUACAGCCUCCAGCUGACUGUUCUUCCCACAUACAGCCUCCGGCUGACUGUUCUUCCCACAUACAGCCUCUAGUUGACUGUUCUUCAUUCAGCCUCCAGUUGACUGUUCUUCCCACAUACAGCCUCCGGCUGACUGUUCUUCCCACACACAGCCUCCAGUUGACUGUUCUUCCCACAUACAGCCUCCGGCUGACUGUUCUUCCCACAUACAGCCUCUAGUUGACUGUUCUUCCCACAUACAGCCUCCAGUUGACUGUUCUUCCCACAUACAGCCUCCAGUUGACUGUUCUUCCUACAUACAGCCUCCAGUUGACUGUUCUUCCCACAAACAGCCUCCAGCUGACUGUUCUUCCCACAUACAGCCUCCUGUUGACUGUUCUUCCCACAUACAGCCUCCAGUUGACUGUUCUUCCCACAUACAGCCUCCAGUUGACUGUUCUUCCCACAUAAAGCCUCCUGUUGACUGUUCUUCCCACAUACAGCCUCCAGUUGACUGUUCUUCCCUCAUACAGCCUCCAGCUGACUGUUCUUCCCACAUACAGCCUCCAGUUGACUGUUCUUCCCACAUACAGCCUCCAGUUGACUGUUCUUCCCACAUACAGCCUCCUGUUGACUGUUCUUCCCACAUACAGCCUCCAGUUGACUGUUCUUCCCACAUACAGCAUCCAGCUGACUGUUCUUCCCACACACAGCCUCCAGCUGACUGUUCUUCCCACAUACAGCCUCCAGUUGACUGUUCUUCCCACAUACAGCCUCCAGUUGACUGUUCUUCAUACGGCCUCCAGUUGACUGUUCUUCCCACAUACAGCCUCCAGCUGACUGUUCUUCCCACAUACAGCCUCCAGCUGACUGUUCUUCAUACAGCCUCCAGCUGACUGUUCUUCCCACAUACAGCCUCCAGUUGACUGUUCUUCCCACAUACAGCCUCCAGUUGACUGUUCUUCCCACAUACAGCCUCCGGCUGACUGUUCUUCCCACAUACAGCCUCCAGUUGACUGUUCUUCCCACACACAGCCUCCAGUUGACUGUUCUUCUCACAUACAGCCUCCAGUUGACC
Messenger RNA from Coregonus sp. 'balchen', 1417 nucleotides. The record is from the annotation of a GenBank genome assembly. NCBI's taxonomy places the organism in Eukaryota, Metazoa, Chordata, Actinopteri, Salmoniformes, Salmonidae.